AUGUUGCGUGCAAACAUAAACUACGAUGAAGUUCCUAAACAUUCUAUUCUAGAAAAAUACUAUCAGUUGAAGCAUGACAAAAAAUUGUUAGAAGAAGAAAAUGCUUCGUUGAUUCUCCAAUUGCAGUCGGCAGAAGAUCACAUCAAAGAAUGCUCAGCAAAAGAGAAUCAUCUGAGUCAGAAGCUUCACAGUUUUUCAGAAGUUAAAGGGGAAAGAGAUGAACUGUUGGAAUAUUUGGAAAAGGAAGAGAUAUCUAAAUAUGCCUUGGAAAGUUUACUAGAGGCACAAAAGCGUCGCAGUUUACAAUUAGAGGCUGAGGCGGUGAUGUUCGAAGCUAAAGAAACAAUGUUAAAUAACAAGAUAAUUAAGCUGGAGAAACAACUAACAAAAAGGGAUGAACAGAUCGCAGAUCUUAUCAAUAUAAUUCAUGAUUGUGAGAACUUAUUGAGUAGAAAUGAAGAGCAGGUAACUAAAAAGUUUCACGAAAUAUCUACGGCAACAUCUGAACUUUGUGAACUUCGUGCAAAAGUAGAGGAUAUUGAGCAUAACAUCAAUCUAAUGCAGAUAUUCAGUUCGAACUUUGAUGAAGCUGAAGAAAAUAAGCGACCUAUUCUAUCGCAUGAGGGAAUAGGAAUGCAUUCUCAGAGAACACCAACACUUUGGAGCAAUGUACCAUCAGAUGUUCGAGAACGAUUCCCAAUGACAUUCGUCAGUGGAUAUGCUUUUCCAACGAGAUCAUUUUCAGCGCCUUCUGUAUUUUUCUCGGGAAAGUAUGAAAAGAAAAGAAGUACCGUCAAGGGCAAAACGAAGCAGUUGACCGGAACUAACUGUCGUAAUGUUAAUCAAGAGAAGGAAAGUUUGGAAAAUAAUAAGCUUUUCUACAUGUCAAGUUUCGAAAAUGCAAAAUGCAUCCAGUCGUCACAAUGUAAUUGUGCAACCAAUAGCCUGAUAGACCAUACAAAACAUAGAUUAUCCAAUAUACAAAUGCGUCUAACUAUCAACCCCAAAUUAAAUUUUAUGCGGUUAUUUUUCUUCUGUCUUUUCUGUUAUUUUACGUUACCUGUGAUCAUCAAUGUAAUUAUUCGAUUCUUUGAUAUUUCUAUGUAUGACGGCUCGAUUUUAGAAUUUUGUUCAUCCAUCACGCAUCCGAUGGAAUGCGCAAGUGCAGCACACUCAGUUUUGUAUUCCAAAAUGUUUGACAUCACCUUCAGCCUUCAGUAUCCAGAUGGUUGUCCUCCUAUAUGA
This is a messenger RNA of Schistosoma turkestanicum, 1245 nucleotides long. Lineage: Eukaryota; Metazoa; Platyhelminthes; Trematoda; Strigeidida; Schistosomatidae. The record is from the annotation of a GenBank genome assembly.